Messenger RNA from Dracunculus medinensis (Guinea worm), 717 nucleotides. NCBI's taxonomy places the organism in Eukaryota, Metazoa, Nematoda, Chromadorea, Rhabditida, Dracunculidae. The record is from the annotation of a GenBank genome assembly.
AUGGGGUGUUUAGCAGGCUUAAGAAAGGAUCGUCAAUCCACGGCUUCUUCAAGUACACGUCUGAAAGAGUUUGGACCUUGGACUGAGCAAUAUAGCUCAUCCGGACGGCGAUAUUUCUAUAAUCGUGAAACAGAAGUAUCACAGUGGGAGAAACCACCUGAAUGGCGAGAAUAUGAGAAAAAUAUUACUGAAAAUCGUCCAAGUCAUAGUCCGAUAUCGUCUUUAUCUGGAGUUCGAGGUGGUCCUUGUACAGUCUCACAAAAUAUUCCGCAACGUGUUACAACCGGUCACAAUCCGAUUGCUGAUGAUGAAUCAUUAAAGCGAUCAAAGGCCCAAAUACGAGAACCGCCACAAACUACGCUAGCACUUCCAAUCAAACGUGCAAAAACUGAAAUCAAAGAAGAGGAUAUCAUUCCACCAACAGUUUUUAGCGACGAACAGCAUCGCAGAUUCUUUAGGCAUGAUUUAGUAAAUCAAAUUGGACAGUGGCCUGCCGACGAUUUAGAACAAGUGGCGUGGAAAGCGGAUGCUGCAGCACAUAACCUUUCAUUACAAAUUAUCUAUGUGUCUUGUGAUCUUAAAAGUGCAAGUUCAUUAGUGAAAACCGCUCAGAUGCGAUCCUCUUUACUGGCACGAAAACUUCUUUUCAUUUCGGAGCACCAACGCCAACUUGAGGCCAGUUUCGCUCUACCUUCGAUGCCUUCAGCUUCUUUCUAG